UCGACACCUAGCAUACCACCCGCGCGGUCUUGGCGGCCGUCCCUCGCCGUCAUCUCCAACUGGGGCGGCGCCUACACCGUCGUCGACCUCUGCCCCGCCGCUCCGUUUCCGUGCUCGGGCUCGUCUCGGCUCCUCCUCGCCAUGGGCAAGGCCUCAAAAGACAAGCGGGACAUCUACUACCGGAAGGCCAAGGAGGAAGGAUGGAGAGCUCGCAGCGCCUUCAAGCUCCUCCAGAUCGACCAGGAGUUCAACAUCUUUCACGGAGUGAAACGUGUCGUUGAUUUGUGCGCUGCUCCUGGGAGCUGGAGCCAGGUUUUGAGCCGAAAUUUGUAUUUACCAGCAAAGCUAUCAUCUGAUUGCAAAGAUGGUGGCCUCCCUCUCAUUGUUGCAAUCGAUUUGCAACCUAUGGCCCCAAUUGAAGGGGUUAUACAAGUCCAGGGUGACAUCACUAAUGCUCGAACAGCGGAAGUGGUUAUUAGACAUUUUGAUGGAUGCAAAGCAGACUUGGUUGUCUGUGAUGGCGCCCCUGAUGUUACCGGCCUUCAUGAUAUGGACGAAUUUGUUCAGUCCCAGCUUAUAUUGGCGGCACUGACAAUUGUGACUCAUGUACUCAAAGUUGGUGGAAAAUUUGUUGCCAAGAUUUUUCGUGGUAAAGAUACAAGUCUCUUGUAUUGCCAGUUAAAGCUGUUCUUCUCACGAGUUACAUUUGCGAAGCCCAAAAGUAGCCGCAACUCAAGUAUCGAGGCAUUUGCAGUUUGCGAGAAUUAUUCACCUCCUGAGGGGUUCAAAGAGAAAGACUUAUACCACCUGCUAGAGAAAGUGGGAACUCCGUCUGGGGCUGAUGAUCUAGAUUGCAGAAGUGGAUGGUUGGAGGGGCCAAACAAGGUCUACAUUCCGUUUCUAGCUUGCGGUGAUCUCAGCGGUUACGAUUCGGACCGUUCCUACCCUCUUCCCAGCACAGAAGGCGGCUCCUACCAGAGUCUGGACCCGGUCCAGCCUCCAAUCGCCCCACCUUACAAAACCGCGCUGGAGAUGAAGAAGGUGUCCAGCCAUGGUGCAGUUGCUGCUGAUAUCAGCAAAUCAUCUAUCGACUCCUGAACUACAAUCUUAGAUGCAGGUUGUCUGCUCAUGUGAUUGAUCACCAUUUGGAAACCCGCGUAUCAUCAAGCAUUGCUGGUCCAGAGAAGAGGCUCAAGUUUAAGCCAAACCUGGUUAUCAUGAUGAAUCUGAUCUAGAUGCAAAGGCAUCACCUUAUACCUCAACUCACCAUGUGAAAGACACGAUGCUCUUCUGAAUUCAUUAUAUUUGCAAUGCAGACUAAAAUGCCAAUAUUGAUAGUGUUGUGCUUGUGACUUUGCUUAGUUCUGCUGCGGCUCUGGGAAAUAAUACCUAUGUCCCAUGGGACUUUGCUUA
Brachypodium distachyon (stiff brome) is the source of this 1413-nucleotide messenger RNA. RefSeq names its product putative tRNA (cytidine(32)/guanosine(34)-2'-O)-methyltransferase. Gene Ontology annotation, biological process: cytoplasmic translation; tRNA methylation. Gene Ontology annotation, molecular function: tRNA methyltransferase activity. Bases 142 to 1098 code for a protein of 318 amino acids. NCBI's taxonomy places the organism in Eukaryota, Viridiplantae, Streptophyta, Magnoliopsida, Poales, Poaceae. Gene Ontology annotation, cellular component: cytoplasm. The transcript has 11 exons. The record is from RefSeq and is a predicted model, not a curated record.